Molecule: messenger RNA, 2312 nt
Organism: Schistosoma mattheei
Lineage: Eukaryota; Metazoa; Platyhelminthes; Trematoda; Strigeidida; Schistosomatidae
Source: the annotation of a GenBank genome assembly
GCACUAACUGUAAAGCAAAGUCAGACCGGCAGCUUUUCAAAUAGUUUUUGCAUUAUUGUUAUGAUUAAGAAAGGGUACUAUAACCGUUCCAAAUCUGUUUGUUCGGCUCCUGUAGAAGAACAGGGUGGUAAUAACGAAAGAAAAAAUUCCACGAUAGCAAAAUGUGCCAGUAAAAAGUCUGUAAAAUUCCCUGGGGAAUUCAAUCCUGUUACGUGUGUGAUAGACCCAGUUGAUCCUUGGUUAAAUAGACAGUGCUUAUCACCUGCUGAGUUAAUCGGUGUUUAUAAACUUCAAUGUAAUCUCUCUUCGAUCCAACCUUUGUAUAGUGUCAUUUCACAGUUACAAUCUAUAGAUUUGAGGCAGUCUCUAGAACGGAAACACGAUUUUAAUCUUAAGGGUUGUCAACUUAAUGGUGGACAUAUUGAUAUGUUGGAAUAUGUUUUCAAAUACGUCCAAUUCCAAUACUUAAAUUUGGAAAACACCAAUCUUGAUGACGAAUCUGUUGAAUCAUUAUAUGAAAUUUUGAGCUAUUAUGAAACAUGUACAGGAUUGUGUUUGGCUCGUAACCCUAAUGUUACGUCUACCGGCUGGAUUCCUCUCGCUUUUUUAUUUCGAGAAGUGCCGUAUAUGGAGUGGCUUGAUUUAAGAGAAAACAACUUGGGUUUAACUUUUGUACAAAUAUUGUCAUCAUAUCUUCGUAUACCACGAAAAGAGUUUAAACCAAAACAGUUUAAAAACGAAAGUUUUGAUAAAAAGUGUAAUCGUCUCUCCGAGAAAUUAUCUAAUAAGGAUACUUUCAAAUUUUCUAAGAAUGUAUCCAUUUCAGAAUCAAAUUUAAACUCAUCAAAAACACUGCCUUUUCAUUCACGUGGGUUACAUUUUGGUUGUACAGGUAUUAAUGGGAAAUUAUUACAUAUACUGAUUCCGGGAAUUCGUUUGGGUUGUAUCACUGAUCUUCGAUUACCCGAUAAUGGAAUUACUGGAUCUGAUGCUAAAUUUUUAGUGCCAUUGUUACGUUAUAGUUCUCAUCUGAAAUAUCUAGAUCUGAGUAGAAAUCUACUUGGGGACUUGGGUUGUUCAACUAUAUCACAAGCAUUAGCUUCACCUUGUUUUUCAUCCGAAAUCCUCAAUUCAGAUGAAAAUCAACGCGGUUUAAUCCGAUUGUUUCUAUCAGAAAAUAUGAUCACCAGAUCAAGUAUGAAUAAAUUGGCAACUGGACUAAUACGCUGCACACGUUUAACAACUUUACAAUUAUCUGGGAAUUUGAAUAUUGGCUCUUCCGGUUUAUUUGAUUUGAAGUCAAGUCUUAUCAGUUGUCCAUGUUUAAAACGUUUGGGUAUUGCAUUUUGUGGUAUUGAUCAUGAUGGUGCAGCAUGCAUUACAGAAAUAUUAAUAAAAACAACAUCUCGUUUCAAAAUAAUAGAUCUGACAGGAAAUCCUAUUGGGAUAGAAAAUUGUUUAGCAUUAUUAAACUCUUCAGCUUAUUUAGAUGAAAAAGUUAGAAUAAUAGGUUUAGAGUUUCAACCAUCAUCGUUAAUGCAAUAUGCAAGACAGUUAUCGGAAAAGGAAAAUAAUAGUCUUUUACAUCAGAGUAAUUACUUUGUAGUUGUACUUGCUGACAACAAGGGUUUACUAAAGAAAUAUUCAAAACUAGAAUUGCAAGAUUGACACGUGAUAUCCUGAAGUAAUGGGGCGUAGCAAAGAAUAAAUUAUACAACUAUAAUUGGAAUAUUACUUUUGAUAUCGAGUGAUUGAAACUGUUAUUGAAUAGUUCUAGUUUAUAAUAAUGAAGGAUGUGUACAAUUUGGUUUUCUGGUUUUUACUCCUUCGUGAAUGGUUCUGUCAACGUAAACCUAUAUUCACCUGACGAUGCACAAUUCGACAUCCAGAAAAUUAGGCGACUAUUUUAAUGAUUUCGUACUUUCUCAAAAAUUUAUAUCUUACAAUCGCUUUUACUUAGAAAAUUGUAUAACAAUGCCUACGGUUACGGUAAAAAUGGUCCAAAUGAUCUUCUAUGUGUCAGUAGCACAAUCAUUUUUACUCUGUAAUCGAAUCUUCAACUUACAUUGGUUUCCUAAAUUCUAGGAAAAGUAAAUUUCUACAGACUUCUCAUAAGUUGGGAAUCAUGUAUGAUUUCCAAUUCAUUUGAAUAUCUAAAACUGAACUAUUUCAGCUCAACUCUGAGUUUGAUCAGAUAUUAUCCAAGUAUUUUUACGUUUUAGUCUGGUCAUACAAGGUAUAAAUCAUUUGCACUACGUAUAUUUAAUGUAGAUUUUGGUUUAAUUGAUUAAUUAAUUAAUCUCUUAGAACUG